Molecule: messenger RNA, 1974 nt
Organism: Bursaphelenchus okinawaensis
Lineage: Eukaryota; Metazoa; Nematoda; Chromadorea; Rhabditida; Aphelenchoididae
Source: the annotation of a GenBank genome assembly
AUGGGAGGCAAGGUUCUUGCGAUUGCUGGAUGUACGAACGCUGGCAAAACGACAUUGUCAAAGACAUUGACUCAAAAAGUAGGUUUGUGUUAGAACAAGUCAUAAUCAGGCAAAGUAAACAAAAAGAUAAUAUAUUAACUUUGAUUUGCUAUAACUUUUUUCAAAAAAUUUUUGAAGACUUAAAAUUUCGUAAGAUUUAAGUUUGUUUAUAUGGCUAUUUAACUUAAAAAGCUGAUUUUUGAAAUUCUAUGAUUUUAAAAAGUUAUUAUCAUCAGAAAUAACGUUAUUACUAAAACCUUUAGAUCUCGGAAAUCUACAAGUAUUCGAUUACUCACAUUCUUCAAGAUGACUUCUUCUACACUCAGGACAAAGUUAGGACGAUUCAAAGCAAUACGGAUGACUCUAUCGUGUUCUACGACUACGAUAGUCCACGAUCUGUAGGUAACGCUUCAAAUCAAAAGUCUACAAUUUCAGUUAGAUGUGGAAAAGCUGAAGGAGACGUUGAUAGAAGCAAAGAAAAGGUAUGAGAUUGUGAUACUGGAAGGGAACUUGCUGACGCUACUGCCCACAGUUAUGGAAAACGUGGACAAGAUGUUGUUUUUGAGUCUGGACAAGAAGACUUGUGCUGAAAGGAGGGUACAAAGGACCGACUAUGAUCCUCCAGAUAUGCCUGGGUAUGUUCAAUGUUAUUGUCAUUGUAAAGGUCUGGAGUAAGAAUAAUUUUAAAGACUUACUUUUAUGACUUCCCUACUACUAUUUUAGUCUAAAAAUACAUUUAUUUCAACGAAAAUGUAGUAAAUUUUCCAAGACUACUAGAAUUGAUUGGUAUUGCGAUAGAAAACACAAUUUUUUAUGUAAACUUUAUUUCAAAUUAGUGUUUGCUAAUGAUAACGUACUUGUAGCUACUUCGAACAAGUCGUAUGGCCAGUGUACGAAGAAACUCUGUCAACGGCAGAAAAGAUGUCUGAAAGCGUGGAAAUUGUUGAUGGAAACAGGUCAGAUUUGGUGACCUAUGCUCUUAUGAAUGUAAGUGUUAUAUUUUUUAAUAUUUACGUUGUUUUAAUUUAUUUAUUGUAAUGUAGAGACUUUUUAUGACAAAAAUAAUCAUUAAUUAUCAAUAAUAUUAAAAUGAAUGAUUAUUUGUGCUUUUAUUAACAAUAUUUUUAGCUGUUUAAUACGUUUGGAAAUUAUGUACGGUUAACAACUGAACAAUUGAAUGUAGAAGCAAUUACGAAUACAGUAGCAUCUGAUCAAGCUGGAGGGAUUAGUAUUUUCAUUGGUAUGUUCUUACAUUUUUUUAAUUAUUUGGGCUCAUAAAGAACGUAGUAACUCUUGAUAUUUGUAUCUUAUAAAAAUAUUGUAUUUUAUAAAAAUAACAAAAUUACCGGUAUAAUAUGAAAAUACACAAUAUUUUCUUAAAAAAUAUAGUUUUUAGGCACAACUCGAGAUAACUUUGAAGGCAAAUCAGUGACGACUUUGUUCUACGAAGCCUACGAACCAAUGGCUUACCAAGAGUUGUGGUUAAUAUGCAAAGAAGUCCGAAGUAAAUACCCGAAUCUUCGCAGAAUCUGUAUUCAUCAUUUGUUGGGGGAAUGUCCGGUAGGGAAGAAGUCUGUGGUCAUAGCUACAAGUUCUCCGCAUCGAAAGGAUACCAUUGAUGCUACUGAGUUUAUCAUUGAUACAUUGAAGGUACGAGUGCCAAUUUGGAAGAAGGUAAGAGACUUCUCGUCGGUUAUUAAUGACACUUAUGAUUAUGUUACCGACAAAAAAUGAUUAUGUUCUGCAUAAUCAUCGAUCUUCUCAAAAGCCCGUUCAGUAAUGAUUUUAUUAAUGUUAUUAACACGACAGUAAGACAUUGUUUUAUCUGAUUGGCCAUACUUUCAGGAAAUCUACAAACAAGGAAGUGGAGAAUGGAAGGAGAACAAGGAAUCUUUGGUUCAUAUCAAUGCUAAUUCUAAUGGAAAGACCCUAUAA